Molecule: messenger RNA, 2418 nt
Organism: Prionailurus viverrinus (fishing cat)
Lineage: Eukaryota; Metazoa; Chordata; Mammalia; Carnivora; Felidae
Gene: CCDC142
Product: coiled-coil domain containing 142
Exons: 8
Coding region: 1-2418 (805 amino acids)
Source: RefSeq, a predicted model, not a curated record
AUGGCCCAGGGGUCUCGCUCCGGUGGCUUUCUGCCUCCGCUCGCCACCGUGCCGCCGUUUUGGUCACAACCAGAAGGCGCUGUGGAAGAGCAGUGGGAGAGAAGGCAGGCGGGCGCUCUCGGCGGGGACUUUCGUGGCUGGCCGCGGCUGCCGGUUGCCGGGAGCAUUCCCUGCCUGAACCCACGGCCCGGCGGAGCUCGGGGAGCGCAGCCGUGGUGGGCUGCGCCGGCGCCAGCAGACGCAGGAGAGCACCGCGAGGCGGGCGCUGCAGACUGGUGGCAGGAGCCGGCAGCCGGCCGCCCCAUUCCUCCCGCGCUGCAGCGUCUCCGGGCCGUGUUGCUGCGGCUGCAUCGUGAGCGGGAGCAGCUCCUUCAAGCCCGGGACUGCGCCUGCCACCUACAGACGGCCGUGCGCCUCCUGAGGAUCCUGAGUCCCAGCGCGACGGCCCUUGGCCCCGGCCCCUUGCCUCAGCUGUGCCGCGACCUGCUGCUGCCUUCCCGUGGGGCUGUCCCGCGAAGCGGCCCACGGGAGACUCCGGAGCCGCUACUCCUGGCGCGUCCCGUUGGACUGGCCGCUCAGCGCCUGGAUGCUGCCAUCGAGAUGCAGCUUCGGGCUCUGGGUCGGGAGCCUGCCAGCCCGGGCUUGUCGUCCCAACUUGCUGACGUGCUCUUGGCACUUCCCGCCUACCACCAGCUGAUGGGAAAAGCCUUGAGCCAAAUUCCGGGGGCAGCGCGCCCUUUCCCACCCCUCCGUGUGCUCCACCUCCUGACGGGGGAGCGGGGUUGCCAGGUGGCUGGUCAGCUAGAUGAGGCGCUCAGGGGGUCAGGCUUGCGGGACCACCUCCGAAGUCGGUGCCAGGAGGAGCGGGAGCUGCUGCCCGGGCUGCUGGGGCUGCUGGGGGGUGUGAGUGAUUCAGCCAGCAGUGGACUGGGGCUUGGAGGGGCUGGAGCCCUGUGGAGCCAGUACUGGACCCUGCUAUGGGCAGCUUGUGCUCAGAGUCUGGACCUAAGUCUAGGACCCUGGAGGGACCACAGGGCAGCCGCACAACAACUAAGUCAGGCACUGGGUCAGGCAUCCCUGCCUCAGGAGUGUGAGAAGGAGCUGGCUUCUUUGUGUCGCAACCUAUUUCAUCAGUCCCUUAUCUGGAAUUGGGACCAAGGCUUCUGCCAGGCCUUGGGAUCUGCUGGUGAAGAUCAGAGCAGCCGUCCCUCAUCCUCUCAUACCACUGAACUUCUGCAACAGCUUUUCCCUCCUCUCUUGGAUGCCCUUCAACAACCCAGGUCAGGGCUGCCCCUCUGUCAGCCUCCAGGUGAGACAAAGUACUGGGGAUGGAGGAACAGAACAGUUGAAGAUCCUGCACCCCUUGCUUUAGGGCUCUGUACCCUGCAGACCACCUUGCUCUGGUUUUUGGGUAGAACUCAGCAGCAUCUGGCAGCAUGGGCCCCAGAUUCUUUCCUGCUUCUGAUCCAGAAGGACUUACCUGUGAGUAGCUGGGGAGUGGGCAGGAGAGGAGCCUGGGCUGGGCUGAAAUCUCACUUCCCAUUUCUGCCAAAGCCUCUAUUGCAUGAGGCGGCAGCUCUGUCUAGACUGGCCUCAGAAGAAAGUUUGUCCCUGGAGGUGGAGCAGCAGCUGGGCCUGGAGAUCCAGAAGCUAACUGCACAGAUCCAGCUCCUGCCUGAAGAGUCACUAAGUCUCUUUUUUCAAGAAUGUCAUAAACAAGCCACACAGGGCUUUGAACUCUACAUGCCACGGGGCCGGUACUGGCGGCAUCAUCUCUCUCCUGAACUGCCCAGCAUUCCCAGUGAGUAUGCUGGGUUGGUGGUUCGCACUGUACUGGAGCCUGUGCUGCAAGGAUUGCAGGGAUUGCCGCCCCAAGCCCAGGCCCCUGCCCUUGGCCAAGCACUGACAGCCAUCCUGGGUGCCUGGCUUGACCACAUCCUCAGGCACGGGAUCCGGUUCAGCCUGCAGGGGGCGCUGCAGCUCAGACAAGACUUUGGAGUGGUCCGGGAGUUGCUGGAGGAGGAGCAGUGGGGCCUGUCGCCAGAACUUCGCCAGUCUCUGCUCACACUCAACAUCUUCCAGAGGCUGGAUGGUGCCCUGCUGUGUCUAUUCCAGCAGCCCCUGCCCAAGCCUGAAGUCCACAGGAGGCCUCCCUGUUGCUGUAUAUGCAAUGAGGUCCAGACCAUGGAAUUGCCCAGCAGCAGCCUCAACAGCUUGGAGAACUUGGAGCCCCCUCUUCGGCCUGGAGCACCCCCAGCCCAGACAGCUCAGCUGCUAAGCACACUCUGGGGAGGGGGACCUAGCCCAGAGGCUUACCUGGUGGGAAAUCAGCAGGCCUGGCUUGCCCUGAGGCAGCACCAGCGCCCCCGUUGGCACUUGCCUUUUCUUUCAUGCCUGGGGACCAGUCCCGAAUCCUAA